Messenger RNA from Trichosporon asahii var. asahii CBS 2479, 648 nucleotides. RefSeq lists its product as uncharacterized. The coding region runs from base 1 to 648 and encodes 215 amino acids. The record is from RefSeq and is a predicted model, not a curated record. Lineage: Eukaryota; Fungi; Basidiomycota; Tremellomycetes; Trichosporonales; Trichosporonaceae. The transcript is spliced from 5 exons.
AUGAUCACCUACGCGCUCAUCCUCAUCGUCAAGCGUCUAGCCAAGUCCAUCAAGAACAUGGGUCUCUUCGACUUUAUCUACUCCACCGGCGGCAAGCUCGAGGCAGUCCCCGAGCCCAUCGGCGUCCACCCGCAGAUGUGCAAGAGCCAGCUGACCACUCUGGUCCUGAAGGAGUCACUCUUCUCCAUCAGCGGUGACGAUUUCUCGAUCACCGAUGCGACCACCCAGCAGCCCGUGCUCAAGUGUUCCGGCAGCAUGCUGUCGCUGCACGACCGCAAGAGUCAGCUUCUAGCCCUGUCAUCUCCAUGGUCGGCAACCUCGACAACGGCAAGGAGGGCUUUGAGGUCCACAUCCGCCGUGGCACUCGCGGCGACCUUCAUCAGCAUCGGCGGUGAGCGCAAGACCCUGCACCUGGACGGCGACAUGUGGGGCCGCACCGCGAAGCUCAAGCUCGACGACGGCACCUCGCUCGGCCACAUUGCGCGCGAGCUCGUCAACGUCACCGACUUUGCGGCGGACAAGCAGACGUACUGCCUCACCGUCGCGCCCAACGUCGACAUUAGUCUGAUGGCCGCGAUCUGCGUCUGCUUCGACGAGAUUAAGAACGACGCCGACGACGACGAGGAGAAGAAGAAGGACGACGACUAG